Komagataella phaffii GS115 is the source of this 1119-nucleotide messenger RNA. RefSeq lists its product as uncharacterized. The record is from RefSeq and is a predicted model, not a curated record. Bases 1 to 1119 code for a protein of 372 amino acids. Lineage: Eukaryota; Fungi; Ascomycota; Pichiomycetes; Pichiales; Pichiaceae. Gene Ontology annotation, cellular component: nucleus. The transcript has a single exon.
AUGGAUAAUCCGUUUGGACAGGCGUCCGCAAUGAGGAUACCAACCAAUAGUGGAGCAGCUAGCUCUGCUAACGGUUCAGAGCCUAUCAAUAUAAAUAUCUCAAUGACACAUCAACAGCACAACUACAAUCAUAGCCACAAUCAGCAAUAUCCACAGGGAAACUCCAGGCGGAAUUCAAUCCAUCCCAAACUUCGACGAGACUCUAUUGCCCACUCCCAAGGUAUGGGAGGAGUGUCAUGGGGUUCGGUGGCAAUCGGAUCCUGGCUAAAAGACGAUGUACUCAACCUGGCUGUAUACAAUCAAGCUCCAAACCAUCAGUUUAGUACCAAUCAUGCCAUGUUCACAUCGAAUAUGACAACCAGUUCAUCCCCUUCCAUUCAAAAUACAGGAUAUAUGGCCAAUUUGGAAGCCGACUAUUGUAAAGAUUACUCGUGCUGCGGGCAGCUAUUGCCAACAUUGCAUGAUCUCUUACGCCACUAUGAAGAGAUGCACAUUCAGCCCUCGCCUCCAGAAAUGGAGACACCCAGGUCAAAGGCGGUCAAUAGUAUUUUGGACACUGUAUCAACGAAUGAGGUGUUUUUAUCCCAUCAAGGAAUGGAGCCACAAUUUCAAGUUCCAGAGUUUGACUUUGCCGUCACGAAUAACUUUCAAAAUCAGCAUUCUGAAACUUCUGGCGUGGAUGAUCCCACACCUAAAACUCAGCCUGGAGCGACUGUAGGUGCUGGGCCUCAAUCUCAAAUACGGCAGGGCCAGCACCAACAGCAACAAUUUCCUAUGGACGAAGAUGAAGAUACGGAAAUGUGCAUUGAUGACCCCGCUCGUCAUCUAUACGUUAGUGAACACAGCGAACAUAGACCUUUUAAAUGUCCUGUUGUUGGAUGCGAUAAGACCUACAAGAACCAGAACGGUCUCAAAUACCAUCGUCUUCACGGCCAUCAGAAUCAAAAGCUACAUCCAAAUGAGGACGGUACUUUUUCGGUCAUCGAUCCCGAAAGUAACGCACCAUACCCGGACGGCCUGGGGCUUGAACGGGAUAAGCCUUAUAGGUGUGAAGUCUGUGGUAAACGCUAUAAGAAUCUGAAUGGUUUGAAAUAUCAUCGAGGACAUUCGACGCAUUAA